Molecule: messenger RNA, 2100 nt
Organism: Betta splendens (Siamese fighting fish)
Lineage: Eukaryota; Metazoa; Chordata; Actinopteri; Anabantiformes; Osphronemidae
Product: mucin-2-like
Exons: 4
Coding region: 1-1323 (440 amino acids)
Source: RefSeq, a predicted model, not a curated record
AUGUGUGCCUAUGUAUACGAAAUCGGUGAAGACGACUGCAACUCUCUAGAUAGAUAUGGUUCUGCUGAUCUGUCGGACAACAACCUGUCAUGUUAUUAUAGUGAGCCCUUUCUUUAUACCUCUGGCAUCACUCAGUGUAGGGGAGUAGAAGACAGGUGCUACAGUUUAAAGGAACUAACUACACUAACAACAAACAUCACUACACCAACAACAAACAUCACUACACCAACAACAAACGUAACUAUACUAGCAACAAACGUCACUACACCACCUACAAACGUCACUACACCAACAACAAACGUCACUACACCACCAACAAACGUCACUACACCAAAAACAAGCGUCACUACACCACCAACAAACGUUACUACACAACCACCAACAAACGUUACUACACAACCACCAACAAACGUCACCACACAACCACCAACAAACGUCGCUACACCAACAACAAACAUCACUACACCAAAAACAAGCGUCACUACACCCCAAACAGGCCUAACUACACUAGCAACAAACAUCACUACAUCAAAAACAAAUGUCACCACAAGUGUCACUACACAACCACCAACAUACAUCACUACACUAACAUCAACAAACCUCACUACACCAACAACAGUCACUGCACCAACAACAAAUGUCACUACACAACCAUCAACAAAUGUCACUACACAACCACCAACAAAUGUCACUACACAACCACCAACAUAUGUCACUACACUAACAUCAACAAACCUCACUACACCAACAACAGUCACUACAACAACAACAAAUGUCACUACACAACUAUCAACAAAUGUCACUACACAACCACCAACAAAUGUCACUACACAACCACCAACAUAUGUCACUACACUAACAUCAACAAACCUCACUACACCAACAACAGUCACUACAACAACAACAAAUGUCACUACACAACUAUCAACAAACGGCACCAGACCACAAACAGACGUAAUUGUAUCACCAACCAACGUCAUUAAACCACCAAUAACAAACAUCACCUCACCCCAAACAGACAUAACUGCACGAACAGCAAAUGGCACUACACCUCCAUCAACAAAAGACACUACACUACAAACAGAGGUCAUCGUAUCACUAACAGACGUCACUACACCAACAACAAACGUCAGUACACCACAGACAGACAUAACUACACCAACAACAAACGUCACUACACCACCAUUAACAAAUGUCACUACAUUAACAACAGACAUAACUACACCAACAACAAACGUCACUACACCACCAUUAACAAAUGUCAAUACAUUAACAACAAACGUCACUACACCAACAACAAACGUCAUUGCAGUUACAAAUUAGCCUACUUCCAGCGAUUCUUCCUACAUCAGCCUGGCUGUGAUUCAUCUUGUUGGACUCCUGCUCUUGACUCUGUGUUAGGCCGAAGAAAAUGAUUCAACAACCGUUGACGCCACCAGACUGACUCUGCAAUCACUUUUUUGACAUCUGGACACUGGUUUGAUGCUCAGUGAGUAUUAAUGUUUUAAUAUUGUGGAAGGAGAUGGAGUCUUGGUGAAGCUGAGGUUUACGUUUUCAUUUUAAACUCUGUUCUUUCAAUUAAAGACAGUUUCAUGCAUCUCUUUGACCUCAUCUAUUCAGCGAUUACUUAUUUAAAACAUGAAUUGCCCAAGGGAUUAACUGAUGCUACUAAUUGUACUUUACAUGAGAUUGUGUCGUAUAAUUAUUAUACUGUAUGUACUCAUUAUGAUUGAUAAACCACUGGUUUCAAUGUUGAUAGGGAUGAUUAUAAAUAAACAACUUCUGUAAUUUCAACAUCUUGUUGGAUAUACUGUACGAACUAAACCCAGUCUCACUGCCCUGUUUCUGUAUUUUUACUUGCUGCUGUUUUUUUUCUUCUUCUGUAUCAUACUGUGCUGUUGUGAGACUGAAAUUACUCCAUUGUGGGACUAUUAAAGGUUUUUUUAUUCUUAUGUAUGCAAUACAUGCAGAUGUAUCAUCAUCAUUGAUGCAUCCUACACCAACUGAAGGUGAGGGGCUACUGUGAAUUAGAUAGCAAAUACAAGGACAAAGUAUUAAUAGAAAAAUAUAAUAUAAAAAUAUAAUGGUUUGUGCUAGGCU